Molecule: messenger RNA, 4679 nt
Organism: Amoebophrya sp. A120
Lineage: Eukaryota; Dinophyceae; Syndiniales; Amoebophryaceae
Source: the annotation of a GenBank genome assembly
GCGUUUUUGGGCUUUUUUGAAAAAGAAGAUCUGACGUGGCCUAGACCACCACAGAGUUGAAUUGUCCGUACUUUAUCGUACGUGAAUAUAUCGUCCAACAAAGAGCAGAAAUAUGGCCUCAUAUCGUUCUCCAAUGGGUUUAGGUUGUAUUAGCUUCUCUCUAAAAUCAUCAUCAUGCUCACCUCCGUACUGGAUCUGUCGACAAUUUUCCGAAAGUGAAUGAAUAGCGCUGAAAUUUUUAUCGAAACAAAUAGAUCUUCGUUCACACUUCAGAUCAUUCCGCUACGUGCUCCAACAAGAACGUCUGACUUUUGCUAAAGUCGACCAAACGUAAGAAGACGAGUGUCCCAUUCAUGAUAGUACCCUACCGGGAGGUCGUACUGGGGUUCUGUUCGUAGGCAAUUUACGAUUUCUGAAUUUUCCUUAUACCGUUUAUUUUUCGUCCAUUCGCAAACAACUACAUCUACAACAAAAACAAAUGAUCUCCCGCAGAGACCACGACCACCUUGCGACAACACGACCAUACCUUCUUUAGCUCACAACUAGUACGGAUGAAGAUAAUUCCUGUGGAAUUGAUUCAUUUUUUGGUAGCAGACUUUUUUGGUUUUGUUUUUCGAUAGGGCUCUUCUUUUUCGCUUUAUCCUUAGAAGUGGAAGAAGAGCCUGAAGAACAGUAAAUACAAGUUUAUUGACGUAGUUUGAUGUCUACUCAGCAUCGUUUUUAUCCUGUGUAAAGGUCAUCUUUAAGCUGCAUUUCAAAGCAGACUCUAGCAGACACCGACAAAAAUCCUUGACCAAAAUGGCGAAAAAUCUCGACAAGAGUCUCGACGAUAUGAUCGAGGCGAAGUUCAAGAAGAACACAACGACGACUUCUACACCGAAUUCUACUUCCUAUGGAAAAAAUAAAGGCUCUGCAACGAAAACCUUCCGGGCGAAGGGAACAGCGCCUUACGCGGCGCAGAAUCAUGGCAACAAUUACAGUUCCCCGUACGGGAAAAAUCAGCAAGGUACGAGUGGUAAGAACUUCAACUUCAACCACUACAAUACUAGCAAAGGCGGCGGGGGCGCGGGAAAGACUACUACACCGACCUACUAUGCGUACCAGCCGAAUUCCUACAAUUACAACCAGCAGGGAAAGGGAGGGAAGCAGAAUUUCGGUUCUUUCCACCAGAAGGGAAAAGGUGGCAAGACUCCCACGGCUUCGUACAGCAAGAUUACUUUCAUCAAGAAAAACACAACGACAGCAGCAGCAGGAACAGCCACGGAAAAGAAUAAUAAUAAGCCUGUAAAGGAACUGACCGCGAGCGAGAAGGUGGACAAGCCCUUGGACGAGGUAGUACAGUUGGCGUUGAAGGCAAGGAAGAAUAAACAGUUGAACAAAAACAGUACUUCUGCAACGAACAAUAAGACCGCAGCCACAGGAGGUCCAUUGAACAAAACCAUCUCGAACCACAAGGGGUUAAACUCUCUGGCGCAGAUAUCCAAGAAAAAAACUUUGUAAGUGUAACUUUUACUUUGUGUUGCAGAAAAUGCAAAACUGUUACACUUGUCAUGCUGGACAUGCACCAGAGGCUAUUUUCGUGCGUGUUUUCAAGUACUAGCUACGCAUGAUAGAUUUUCUGUGUCAUGCAGAGCAAACUUGUGAUGCUAUUCCUGCAAGAAACUUACACUUACACACUUUUUUUCUUGGAUAGCAAAAGAGACAGUUGGCGGACCGCUUGAAGAAUGCGCGGGCGAAAAUUGGGGUUCUGAAAGCCGUAAAGGGCGCGGGCAAGGCGGGUUUGAAGCUGGGCACCGUGUUGAAAAGUGCAAUCGCGCCGAAGAAGGGGAAGGGAAAGGUAAAUUUUUGCUUGAUAAAACUACAGUACUAGAGCGGCCCCGAUAGAAGAACAAGAAGUUCUCGAUAAACUGGAAGAUUGCUGCAUUUUUGAUGGAGAAUUUUUGUACUGAUGAUUUGAUUCAAAUAAUGAAGCUGUUUUUGCUCAGAUACUACUGCUUCUAUUUCAUCUUUUUCAACAAAUAAUAAACAUCAGGGUGCUACAAUCACUACGAAGGGAAGCACCAGCUACACUGGCAAAGGGGCAGCAACAUCGAAGACGCACUACGCAAGCCACCAGCCAUACACGACUUCCGGGAAAGGAACCCAUUAUCAUUCCUACGGAGCAAAAGGGACGACGACCCACAAAGGCUCGUCCUACCAUCACGCAGCAGCUCCGCCGUCGCCCCACAGUCUCUGGGAAGCCGGUUUCAAUGCGGGCAGAAUGGCAGCAGGAGAUCAACACAACAACCAGCACUACUACGGCGAGCCAGCAGGAGGUCCGCCUGCGAUCGGGCCGCCUCCGGGGAAGGGCGGGUCGUAUGGGCCCCCGCCGCCGGGGGAGUAUUAUGCUCCUCCAGGGGCGACCUCGACCUACUACGGGGGUCAGCACCCUCCAAGCAGUACCACUUCUUACGGACCCCCGGGCGGAGGUCCUCACCACGAACCUAGUUCCUACUACGGAAGCUACGGUAGCACUGCUAGUGGUCCUGGAAAACAGGACUACAAUUCAUCAACAUGGACGUCGAGCAACGGGGACCACCAGCAGCACUACAAGGGCAGUGGUGGGAGUACUAACGACUAUGGUUACGGCAAGCAAGACAGCUGGGGUUUAGAUCAUCAGCACGGUGGCGGAAAUUCUACAAAAGGAAAUCAUUACGACAGCAGUUGGGACGAUGGUCAACAUCAGAACUACUCGAAAAACAACGGCGGUCAGACCUACUACCGAAUUGUGCCACGGAACAAAGGGACAAGUGGGAACAAACAGAACUAUCCGGAUUCCUCCGACUUCGAACCGUCUCACCACCAGCACGACAAGCGAUACUCGAAUUUCCAACAAAAGGGGGGGAGCAUAUCAACUGCAGAAAUGUCUGGGUCCGGAAGAAUGCAUGUUUGUCAUGCUUGUCUGGCAUGACUCUCAAAUCUGUCAUGCACGUUACCUCCCGAGAGCCCCAUUUUUCUGCCGUGCAGAUGAAACGCAGCUUGUCAUGCAGAAUGGGCAACACCUAGGUAGAAGCUCAGAAACUUGUCAUGCUGAGCCAGCACUUGUUGCUUCCUCAUGAUUCCCCACUCCGCAUUACAACCUUCCAGACCCAGACGCAUUUGCAUUUCAUAGAGCAACAAGAACCACAAAAAUUCCGGUAAUGGUCCUGCUGCAGUGGUUAUGAACGGCAAAAGUAUCGUACUCGUAGUAAUUGCAACCAUGCAUUACAAAUCUCUCUCUUAACGAAAAUCUGCAUCACAAAUUCCAUUUCUCAUGCUAAGCAAAUUUGUAUUGCAAUUUCUACUAGUACGAUGCUUUUGCAGUUCAUAGUAGUUGUUUCCAAAGGCCCGGUCGCGGUGCCGCGAAACAAGGACGGGAUUCCGCAUUCGUUGUCCAAAUUUAAAAACUCGGGGAAACUGAUCCAAAUCGCCAACUGCCCCAUCGACAUCGCGAGGGGCGAACUGCAGAAGUCCUUCGAAGACAUUGGGAAAACGCUGCACACGGAGCUGUGUCGGGUCACGCAGAUUGCCUGGAUCGCGUUUGCCGAUAAGAAGUGCGCGGGCGAGGUAUGAGAGUGCACAACAUGCCCUUCCCCUCAUUUGUAUGGCAUGAACAGCAAUGCACACGCCAGCACUCUUGGGGCCUGUGCAUGACAAGUGCAUGCGCCGAAGGUGGUACUGUCUGGCCUUCCAAAAUUUGUCAUGCGAACAGUGCCACAGGGCAACAAAUGGAUUUGCGGUUUUGCAUGACAAAUGAGGGCGAGGAGAAGUUGUGCACUCUCAUACGAGGCGCUGGCGCAGUACGAUGGCGGGGAAAUGUAUCAAAUGUAAAAAUGUCUGGGUCUGGAAACUUGUGAUGCUGAGUGGCGUCUCAUGAUGAGGCUACACAUGCUGGCUCAGCAUGACAAGUUUCUGAGCUCCUAGGUCUUGCCUAUUCUGCAUGACAAACUGCGCUUCUGCAUCACAGAAAAACUGAGCUCUUGGGUAACGUGCAUGACAGAUUUAAGAGUCAUGCCAGACAAGCAUGACAAACGUGAUUUUUUCCAGACCCAGACAUUUUUGCAUUUGAUAAAAUGAACGGGAGAACGAUCAAAGUGACCUUGGUGUAGUGGAAUGAUAUAUGAUCUGCUGACUUGUUCUUCUGACGAGGAGGUGUAGUAGUUUCGAUAAUACGAAGAUGAAAUUUUUACUAUGAAAACGAGAUCAAGCUGCUGCUGCUGCUGCUGCUCCUGCUGCUUACACCGUUAUACAGAAAUAAACCACGAACACGCUCGUGCUUUUAUUUACCAAGGAAGUAGACAACGCGUUGGACGAUAGAAGGAUUUAUAGAAGGAUUUAUUACUAUGUACGAAGCUCUUUGACAGAGCAGUUGGUGUAUUACUUUGAGUCUGGUGGAAUCUAAAAAAAAUUAUGCGCAGAAGAUUUUUGUCUUCAAAUAAUUUCCAUCACCGGCACUGGAUUUUUUUGACAGAUUUUUUCCAAAACAACAUAUAGCUGUAGUGUGCCGUUUUGGAAAACCACGACAGUAUCAUCCAGCAUCUUCGCAAACCCACGCACAACUCGAUUUGUCAUUGUCUCCCGCACAGCUCUGUUGCUAUCUUCCGGCAGAAGACGAUGCUUCAUCUCGCUACGGUACUACGAGACAGGUGGAAAUACAAACC